This is a messenger RNA of Vitis vinifera (wine grape), 7514 nucleotides long. RefSeq lists its product as uncharacterized. The transcript is spliced from 2 exons. NCBI's taxonomy places the organism in Eukaryota, Viridiplantae, Streptophyta, Magnoliopsida, Vitales, Vitaceae. Bases 1 to 2472 code for a protein of 823 amino acids. The record is from RefSeq and is a predicted model, not a curated record.
AUGGAAAAUCGAGAUUGGAUGUCAAAAGAUAGAAGGUCAGUUGAGUAUGAUGAAGGAGUUGAAAACUUUAUCAAUUUCGCAUUAGCACAUUCAACCAACCAUACCUCUAUAAAAUGCUCAUGCUUACGUUGUGGAAAUCUGUUAUGUCAAACUCCUCAAGUCAUUAGAGAGCAUUUGUUCUUUAAUGGAAUAGAUAUCAGUUAUCGAGUAUGGUAUUGGCAUGGAGAAAAGGGUCCCAGUGGAGGAUUUUCAAAUGUCUCACAACAACGUUAUGACAAAUGCGAGUAUAAUGAUGUUGCUGAUACAAUAGAUAUGGUUAAUGCUGCACAAGUUAAUUGUAUGAAUGAUCCCCAAGUGUUUGGAAGGUUACUUGAAGAUGCAGAAAAACCUUUAUAUCCUGGAUGCAUGAAAUACACAAAGUUGUCAGCAUUGGUAAAACUUUACAACUUAAAAGCACGUUAUGGUUGGUCUGACAAAGGAUUCUCAGAAUUGCUUCAGUUGCUUGGAGAUAUGUUGCCAUUGAAUAAUGAGAUGCCGUUGUCCAUGUAUGAAGCCAAAAAGACUUUCAGUGCUCUUGGUAUGGAAUAUCAAAAAAUUCAUGCAUGUCCUAAUGAUUGUAUUUUGUAUAGAAACCAGUAUAAGGAUGCUAUUGCAUGCCCAACUUGUGGAAAGUCAAGGUGGAAGAUAAACAGUGAAGGGGGGAAGAUUAAGAAGGGGGUUCCUGCAAAGGUUUUGUGGUAUUUCCCACCAAUCCCUAGAUUCAAAAGGAUGUUCCAAUCUUCAGAAACUGCUAAACAUCUUAUGUGGCAUGCCAAGGAUAAAGAAUGUGAUGGUAAACUACGCCACCCAUCAGACUCCUCAGCGUGGAAACUAGUUGACCACAUGUGGCCUGAUUUUGCUUCUGAACCGCGAAACCUUAGACUAGCACUCUCAACAGAUGGUAUAAAUCCUCAUAAGUCUAUGAGCAGUAGACAUAGUUGUUGGCCUGUUAUACUGGUCAUAUACAACCUUCCUCCUUGGUUGUGCAUGAAAAGGAAGUUUAUGAUGUUAUCAUUAUUGAUCUCAGGACCACGACAACCUGGUAAAAAUAUAGAUGUUUACUUGAGUCCAUUGGUAGAUGACCUUAAAACUUUGUGGGAAAAAGGAGUUGAGACUUAUGAUGCACACUUGCGUGAGGUUUUUACUUUAAAGGCCAUCCUUUUAUGGACAAUCAAUGAUUUUCCUGCAUAUGGAAACUUAGCUGGUUGCACUGUGAAAGGAUAUUAUGCAUGUCCAAUAUGUGGAGAAGGAACAUAUUCCAAAAGAUUAAAGCAUGGCAGGAAAAACUCAUAUAUGGGUCAUCGACAAUUUCUUCCACGUAACCAUCCCUAUCGGAGACAAAAGAAGGCAUUCAAUGGUGAACAAGAUUUUAGGAUUCCUCCUAAAAUUUUGAGUGGGGAAGAAAUACUUGAAAAAGUUGAUCUCAUUCCUAUUUCUUGGGGAAAAAUGAAGAUAAAAUCUCUUGAAUCUGAUGUGAACAUAAAUUGUUGGAAAAAAAAAUCCAUACUUUUUGAGUUAGAAUAUUGGAAAUAUCUUCAUGUCCGUCACAACUUGGAUGUUAUGCACAUCGAAAAGAAUGUCUGUGAGAGUAUUAUUGGUACUUUGUUUAACAUCCCUGGGAAAACAAAGGAUGGACUUAAUGCUCGACUUGACCUAGUUGAAAUGGGUUUAAGGUCUGAACUUUUCCCAAGAGUUGACUUGAAAAAGACCUACCUUCCCCCUGCAUGUUUUUCACUAUCUAGAAAUGAGAAAAAAUUAGUUUGUCAAACGUUGUCUAAUUUGAAGGUCCCUGAGGGGUAUUGCUCAAAUUUUAGAAAUCUUGUCUCCUUAGAGGAAUUGAAGUUGUUUGGUCUAAAAUCUCAUGACUACCAUGCACUUAUGCAACAACUGUUGCCAGUUGCAUUACGUUCUGUUUUGCCAAAGCAUGUGAGAUAUACUAUAUCAAGAUUGUGUAUCUUCUUCAAUAAAUUAUGUACAAAAGUGGUUGAUGUGCCAAAAUUGAAUGAAGUACAUAAUGAGUUAGUGGUCACGUUGUGCUUACUUGAAAAGUAUUUUCCACCUUCAUUUUUUGAUAUUAUGCUUCAUCUAACAGUGCAUUUGAUAAGGGAGGUGCGACUAUGUGGUCCAGUUUACUUUAGGUGGAUGUACCCAUUUGAGAGGUAUAUGAAAGUUCUUAAAGGAUAUGUUCGCAAUCAUAAUCGGCCUGAAGGAUGCAUUGCUGAGUGCUAUUUAGCAGAGGAAGCUGUCGAAUUUUGUACUGAAUAUUUAUCAGGGACUCAUGCAAUUGGAAUUCCAAAAAGUAGCAAUUAUGACAACAAAUUUGGUAGACCUAUAAUUGGUGGUCGUUCAACCAACAUUGAUCAUAAAUCGUGGUUACAAGCACAUCAUUAUGUGUUAGAGAAUACAACUAUUGUCCAACCAUACAUUGAGUAAGAAAAAUAUGCCUUUAUUUUUUUAUAAUUUCAUAACAUAAUGAUGAAAUCCUAAGUUUGCAUUCCUUGUCUAUAACGUUAUAGGGAACAUAUGAAUUGGUUGAAGUCUCAAUACCCUCGACAAUCUAAGAGACAAAUUUGGUUGCAAGAAGAACAUAUGCGUUGUUUUACGUAUUGGCUUAAAGGAAAGGUAAUCUCUUAGUUUUCAGAAAUUAUUUUAAUAUGUUGAAAACAUCACAAGUUUCCAAUUAUGUUUUGACUACACACAGGUUGAAGAGGCUAUCCAUAACGGGCAAGAUAUUUCCAACACGCUUAGGUGGUUAGCACAUGGCCCUACUCACCAGGUGGUUAAAUAUCCUGGAUACAUCAUUAAUGGGUGUCGUUACCAUACUAAGGAACGUGAUAUGACAUGCGUCACCCAAAAUAGUGGUGUUAGCAUUUUAGCAGGGACUAUGCAAAUUGCCAGUUCUAAGGAUAAGAACCCAGUUUUUGGUGAACUUUGCUUUUAUGGGGUCAUUAAUGAGAUAUGGGAUCUUGAUUACAACAUGUUCAAAAUUCCAAUUUUCAAGUGUGAUUGGGUUGACAACAAGAAUGGUAUAAAAGUGGAUGAACUUGGGUUCACAUUAGUUGACUUCUCCAAAAUUGGUCAUAAAUCGGAUCCAUUUAUUUUAGCAUCACAAGCCAAGCAAGUCUUCUAUGUUGAAGACCAACUUGAUCCCAAAUGGUCAAUAGUUCUCUCAAUUCCUCCAAAAGAUUUCAACAACAUGGAAGGACUGGAUGACUUCACCGAUAAUUGCAUGGAACAUCACCCCUUUAUAAGUUCAAUGCCAGAAGUUGAAUCAUUUGACGUUAUGGAUGAAUCAGAUGCAAUAUACAUGAGAGAAGACUGUGAGGGCAUAUGGAUUGAAAAUAAUUAAAUAAUAUAUUGUACCCUUGACAUGAGAUAUAAUAAGGCAUUUCACUUAUUAGUUUUCAUGAGUUGCACAUUAGCUUAGCUUCUAUAUAUUGCUCAUAAUAUAUAUAUAUUGAUCAUCCUAAAUUGAUUUCAUGCAUCAUAAACAUAUGUUAUUCAAAGGUACCACUUCAAUCUUCAUUUAACUAUCUUUUUUGUUGUCCAUGGAACUAGAUUUAUAUUAUUUUUUAUUAUCAUGUUUUGAUUUUAUGCUCACAUAACUUGAAACUCUCAUUCCUAAAUUUCUUUUUCAUUAAAACUAUAAAUAAUAAUUGAAACUAUAUAUGCACUAAUUUAUUUUAUUAUUAUCCUCACAAAUAAAUUCUUCAUUAUUGAUAAGAAAUCAAAAAACAAGACAAACUUUGAAAUAAAAUUUCAAAAACUAUAUUUGUGAAUGACCAAUUUAAUUAUAGGAAAUAUAUGCAAGGAUAUACUAAUCUUGCUUUUGAGUCAUUUUACAGGUUUGUUGGUGAAGUACUAGUUUGCACAUUUACUUGAUAUCUUCCACACAAAUAUGGAUCCAGAAGAAGAGGAAAUGCCAAAAGUAAAGCAUAGAGGUAGUACAUUGAAACCAGAGAUUGCAAAAAAUCGAAGUAAAGGGAUAAAGCUCAAGAUUGAAUACAAUAGCCUUGGUAGUCACAUUGGGGAAAAUUCAGUUGAACUAAGUAGUUAUCUUGGUACAAUAACUAGAACCCAUGUGCCAAUAAUUGUUGAGAGUUGGAGGAAAGUCCCUAAAGAGACUAAGGAGAAGUUAUGGGAUUUGAUCAUGGUAAGUCUAUCUAUAGCUUUCAUAUAUAAUUAUUGUAUGCAUUCAUUAACAUGAGCUAACAUGGGUUGCUAUUUUGUAGACAAGCUUUAAUGUGAAUCAAAAUUCCAAGAGGAAUUGUUUCCUACUAAUGGGCAUCAGGUUUCGAACAUUUAAGUACAAGUUGACAAAGAAAUAUAUAUUACCUUUCAAGAAUGACCCAGAAAAGCUGAAAAAGCCACCUCCUAUCUACCCAUUCAUACAAGAGGAUCAUUGGAGACAGUUUGUUAAAGAUAGACUUUCUGAACACUUUAAUGUUAAGCAUUAUUUUUAAUACAUCUUCAAUUUUUACAUUUACAUAGUUUCACCAUGUACUAAUUUUGUGUCUAUAUUUUUUAGGAAUAUCGCAAGGUUCAGAAAGCGAGAAGAGAUAAACACAUUUACAAUCAUUAUCUUGGAAGAAAAGGAUAUGCACGUUUUGAGCAAGAUAUAGUAAGUAAAAAUUUUUGUAAAAAAAUGGAGUAUAUAUUUUGUUUAUAGGAAAAUUAUUCCAAUUUUUAAAUGUCAUUUAUUAACUUGAUCAUAUUGAACUAAUGAGUUUUAUUGUUAAAAUUUUUAUAGCUACAAGCAGAAGGGAGUAUUGGUAGGGUUGAUAGAAGUGUUUUAUGGAAGAAAGCACGUGAGAAGAAAGGAAAGUUUAAUAAGAUUACAGAGCCAGUGAUUAACAUGAUAGUAAGUUAGCAUAUUUAUGCCUUUUAGAACAAAACAUAUUUAUGUUAUACACCAAUUUGUCUAUUAUCCUUUGUAUUAAAACAAUUCAUUUUCUAGCUACCUUGAAUUGGUUGUCUUUGAUUGAUAUGUAAAUCAUCUUCAUCAAAUUAUUACUAAUAUAUGUUUUGUUGUAGGAUGAAUUACUAGAAAAUGCUAAGGAGACUGGACUACCUCCACCUGGUCCAAAUGACAUAUUAGGUCAAGCAUUGGGUAAGCCUGAUCAUCCAGGACGUGUGGUAGGUCAAGACCGUUUGGUUAGGCCUAGCUCAUACUUUCAUCAACCAUCUGAUGACAUGAAAAAAAUCAAAGAAGAAAUAUGGGAAAUGGUACGAAAGGAGAUGGAAGAUGCUGCAACAAGACAAGUUAUGUCUCCCCCCACACCCCAUUCUGAUAUGGGUAGUAAUAACAUGAGACAACAACUUGUUUUACAACCAGUUGUAGCAGAAAAACCAAUGUUUAAAAUGAUAGAAGAGCCCCAACCACCAGAACCACCACUGAAACACAAGGUAUGCAUUUACUUACUAAUAAUACAAGAUUAAUAUAAGUGAUAUAAAGCCUAUGUAAAUGAUAUUAUUUGUUGUAUUGAAGGUAAUUAAAUGCAAAUUAGCAGUGGAAAGAAAAGGAAAUGUUGUUGCAACUGGUACACUAAUAGAAGAAAAAGGAUCAAAUAGGUUGGUUGUAAUAAAUGUUGCACACAAGCCAGAUGCUAGACUCCCAUUUCCAAAUCCAUAUGAGAUUAUCAAUGUUGGGGAUGCUAUUGGCUUUGAGCUUGACUGGCCAACAAGCCUUGUCAUACUUGAAACUGAACAUCCCCAGGUAUGUCAUUUUAUGCCUAUAGUAAAUUUGAUUGUAACUUGGUAUUUUAUUGUUUAAGAGUAUAUAUAUCUAACAUUCCUUCCUUUUUCAUAGGUGUUGGAUAAAGGAAAGAAGAAGAUAGUGAAGACACCAAUUAUUCGAAAAUCUAAGCCUCAAAAUCAUUCGGUCAUUAAAAAUUUUCAGAAAUUUGUGGAUGGUUGCCUUGGUAAUGACAAGACAUACCCAAUACAGCUCCCCAUUUCACUAUUCGGUGUCGAAUUUCAAACAUAUAUAUCUAGAGAGGAUUGUGAAUACAUUAUUUCAUCUUUGGAGGUGUCAUCAAACUGCAUCUCCUUCUAUUUAUGGUGUGCACCUUUUAUUUUCAUUUGUUUUUAUUUUUUUAAUGAGUUGCCCAUGUUGAACAAGAUUGGAUAUGACUAAUGAUAAUUUUCUUUUGGUGUUUUGAUACAAUAAUAGGCACAUGCAUGAUCAAGUACAUAUUGCCAAAAAGGAAUCACAAUUUAUAUUUGUUAAUCCUUUUACAAUAUCACGAGCAGGCCUUAGUACUCCUCAAACAGAGAAAAGAGCACAAUUGUUGUCAAAACGCUUAAUGGAGUGCCAAGAUGCUAAAUAUGUUUUCAUACCCUACAACCCCGAGUAAGUGACAAAUAUUAUACUUUAAUUUGAGGUUUUAUGAUUGAUUUAUAUUUCUAAUUAUAUGCUACUUUUGUUUUUAAUGUUUUAGCUUUCAUUGGGUCUUGGUAGUGAUUGAGCCAAGGAAAAUGAUAGUCCACUAUCUUGACCCUAUGCAUCACAAACCAUGUGAGGACUUAAAGGAUAUCGUAAACAUGUAAGUUCUUCCUAUAUUAUUAUUAUUUUUUUAAAAUACAUUCAUCUCAAACACAUUUUUUUUAUUAUCUAUAUAUAUGUUAAAACAUAUAACAUUUACCUAUUUUAAAAAUGUACCCAUUGAACUUAUUUACAUAGGGCUCUUCGAAUAUCUGCAAAGAAAACAUCUAAGAGGGAGCCAUCUUGGCAACUAGUGCAGGUGACAUCCAAAAAAUUUUCUUUACACAUUAGCUUAUGCAUUUGCACCAUUUAUAUAUAUGAGUACUAAUGUUAUUUUAUAAUUGAUCGAUUAGUGUCCAAGGCAAGAAGGAGGGUUCGAAUGUGGCUACUUUGUUAUGAGAUUCAUAAAAGAGAUAAUUUUUUAUCCUACAAUUAUUGCUUCAAAGGUAUUACAAAUUUAAUGAAUUGUACAUAGUUUUAGGCUUCCAAAUGUUAUGCAUUUUAAUGUUAUUUUCUUAUUUGAUUUCAGUUUGGUGGUAAAAAAACAUAUUCUCAAGUAGAGUUCGAUGAAAUUAGAGGAGAAUGGGCUACUUUUGUGCUACAACUAAUCAUGAAUCAUGUUGAUGCAUCAUGAUCACCAUGCAUGGUAUACACUUUUGGGAUGGUGGAAUGGAGAAUAAAAAGAAAGAAGAAGGCAACAAGAUUUUGGGUUUUUAAAUGCAACUCUUAUGUCAUACGUUGUAGGACAUAAAUGUUACUUUAAUUAGUACUGAGAAAUUUAGAUUUUUAGAUGGGACUUUUAUGUCAUUUUAUAGUUAGCCGGUUUUAUGCUUAUGAAAUGGAGGUAUACAUGAAUCUUGGGAUCUUUAACAUUUGUAAAUCAUGUUUUGGUAUGUAUUCACUCUUCUUUUUUUAGUUUUGAUGGGUUUGAUUUGGUGGAUGUACUAUCUUUUUGUGAACAUUUGAUAUACAAAUAUUAUUAGAUGAUCAA